AAAGAGAAAAGAAACAAAAGGCCAUCACUGCCUCCUUAGGGAGAGGGGGGCAGCCAGGGUGUCAGCUGUGUCCCUAGGGAGCUAUAAAGGGGCACAGGCUCCUGCCUGGGCUUCACUGCACCUGGACAGCACCACCACCUCCCCAGGAAGAUCGGCUGUGACCUCCCCACCUGGGUCCACCACAAAGCCACCAUGGCAGCCCCAAGGGCCUGGCUGUUCUGCCUGCUGCUGUUGGUCCUGGGCCUGCGGACGGCUGCCAGCCGAGCCCGGCAGCACUCCAUGGAGGUCCGAGCCCCAGACAUCAAUCCUGCCUGGUACGCAGGACGAGGCAUCCGGCCUGUGGGCCGCUUUGGCCGGAGGGGGGCAGCCCUGCCAGAGGGGCCCAGGUCCAGCCCACAAUGCCCGCUAACCUGCCGCAGGGUGCUGGGUGGCCCUGAGGCCCCCCAGGAUGGGCACCGGGUGAGAUGAUGCAGAUGAGAACUCAGGAGCCCUGCCUCCCGCAGCUGCCUUUGCUGUGUCCUAAUAAAA
This is a messenger RNA of Cavia porcellus (domestic guinea pig), 528 nucleotides long. RefSeq names its product prolactin releasing hormone (gene Prlh). The record is from RefSeq and is a predicted model, not a curated record. The coding region runs from base 193 to 468 and encodes 91 amino acids. NCBI's taxonomy places the organism in Eukaryota, Metazoa, Chordata, Mammalia, Rodentia, Caviidae. Gene Ontology annotation, molecular function: prolactin-releasing peptide receptor binding; neuropeptide hormone activity. The transcript has 3 exons. Gene Ontology annotation, biological process: response to peptide hormone; G protein-coupled receptor signaling pathway; feeding behavior.